Messenger RNA from Oncorhynchus keta (chum salmon), 4960 nucleotides. RefSeq names its product centrosome and spindle pole-associated protein 1-like. NCBI's taxonomy places the organism in Eukaryota, Metazoa, Chordata, Actinopteri, Salmoniformes, Salmonidae. Gene Ontology annotation, cellular component: spindle pole; centrosome; microtubule. The coding region runs from base 667 to 4029 and encodes 1120 amino acids. The record is from RefSeq and is a predicted model, not a curated record. Gene Ontology annotation, biological process: positive regulation of cytokinesis. The transcript has 27 exons.
UGCUAGUGUAUCAUGAGGGGUGCAUUUGUCAAAUUGAUUGAUAGCGGGGGCGCUAGAUCGCGCAGAAGACCACAGUGGUCAAGUGAAUACUUUUUUCCGUCACUUGCAGUGCUUCUGGUUAGUACUUGCAGUGCUGCUGACAAGAUACUCUGAACAUAUUGAAGAAUAUUUAGGACCAUCAGUUCUCUAUGAAAUAACCAGUACUGGUGAAAACUAAAGACAGCAAAGUGCGCACUUGGAAGGAAUCUGGCAGAUAUAAACAAUUCAUAUUUUAGAAGGGUGGUGCUGGGUGGUCGCGAGCUAAAUUUACGGUUAUAACGUGCUACUGUAGCUACCUGGCUGUUGCUACUUAGUUGGCAGCUGUGGCCUUGUAGUUUAAGCUAGCUAACCGAGUAGCAAAAGUUCGCAAGUCCAGUAGCUAUCUUGGUUGCACAAAUGUGAGCCUGCAUUAUAAAUGGAGCUGGAUAAUGAACUUAAGAAAUUCAUCCAGCAACAGAAGGCCAGAGUAGCAGAGGAUACAAAAUCCACCUUACCUGGAAAUAAGGGUGGAAUGAUUCACUUGGACAUGGGUGAAAUGCAUGCUACUUUGUGUUUGGUGACAGCUGAGCAAAUUAUUGCAAUUUUCUGACCUGUGGCUGGAUCAACAGACAAAAGAUCACAAGACCUAUGACCACACACUCAAGGAAAAUAUCCCUCCAUUUAAGUCGUUCACGGCACAAGGGAAAGGAGCAGAUUGCCUUUCUCAGAGCUCCUCCAGACCUCCCUGAUGUUCACUGCAGCCCCAGACCCCCGGUGCACCCUAAGAGGGUCCCCUCUAGGAGAGAGACAGCCACGCUGAAUGAAGGCAAGAGGGGGCUGCACAGGGGAGGACACUUCCUGGUGGAGGGCAGUGGGAAGGAGGGCCUGAGGCCUGAGGAUGAGCUGCUCCUUCCUAGAGAGAAGGCCAGGCUGGUGAGAGUGGACUAUGACUCUGAGGAGGACCUCACAGAGGAAGAUCUGGAUCUUAUGGAGAGGAGGAGGCUCAGACAGACUGGGUCUGAGAGAGGAGAAGAGAGGAGGCGGCUAAGAAGACACUACAAAACGGACUUCAGGGACAUAUCAAGGCUCAGGGACAGGAGAGUUGAGCUGCCUGACGACUACACAGAGACGCGUCAUUAUGCAGACAGGAAGGAGACUAACGGGUCUGUUGUUCCCGAUGAGGAUUACUUAGAGGCAAGCUGGGGGACAUCAUCUCUAACCCCCAAAGCCAAGCUGCAGGUACCAGCAGGGAUGAAACCCAAUGGAAGAUCCAGAACCUCUACCAAGAAGGACGAGCCCGAAUUUGCUACCGGACUAAUGAUUGGGGCUGCAGAUGCAGAUGCUGCCUUGCAGAGAAGGAAGGAGAGGUACAGGCAGGAGCUGCAGGAGCAGAUAGCUGAACAGCAGAGGAAUAAGAAAAGAGAGAAGGAUUUGGAGCUCAGAGUUGCUGUGACAAGGUCGACUGACCCGGAGAAACAGGCAGAUUGGAUCAAACCGCUUGGGGCAGUGAAUGGUGGCGACCAUGCCAGAAAGAGAAAUGACAGCUUGUACCCACUAGGCCAAGGUGUGGACGUACCAGGUGAUGAGUUAAAUGGGAGACCCAGUGAGGAGAGCCGAGAGAGGCUUCCCCCUGAGCAGCCCCGCGUGGCCUUCCAGUCCCCCCUGCUGGAGUACAGCCACACCCUGGGCCUCAGCAGUAGAGGCAUCUCCCCUUACAGCCAGGCCAUUCACAGGAACAUGGACACCCCCAGGAUUCCAGGUUUCCUUCCUCAUCCACCAUCCACAUUGGCAGAUGCACAUAGAAGUCCCUAUGACAAGGUCUACCUCUACCAUGGAGCAAGGAAUCCACUGGACCCUAACCCGGCCAACUAUGGUCAGAUCCUGCUGACAGGAGGAGGGCAGCCUGUGUCCUACCUGAGCCUCCCUCCUGCAGGGCCUCACCCCAGCCAGACACAGCACAGCCCUCCUAGUCAGCACAGUGGGAGCAGCCAUCCAGAGCCCCCUCCACACAGACCUGCCAGUGACGCUGCUAUCAUGGGUUCAGGGAUUGGAGGAUUCCCCGCCGAGCAGAUCAAGCCAUCUAAACAGUGUGUGUUAAGUUACAAGGAGGCACUGAGACAACAGGGAGACACCAGGAAAGGGAGCAGUCAGCUUUUUUGCCAGAUCCAGGAUAGACAGGAGCGGCGGAGGCUGGACAGGGAGGAGAGGGAUCGGUACGAGGCCAAGCUGGAGGCCGACAUGAAGAACCACGACCCCUGGGGGAGAGGGGGAGGAGGAGCACCCCUCAGAGACAGCAGGGGCAACCUCAUCACCGAUCUGCACCAGAUGCACAAGCAUAAUGAGGAGGCCUACAUCAACCCUGAGACAUGGCAGAAGAUGGCGACAGCCACCAUGACAGUACUCCGAGAGGAGGACACCAGACCUCCCUCCACCCACAGAGUCUCAGGUUUUGUUCAGGCUCCUUUGUUUGCCAGAGGCAGUGUUUUUGGUAACCGGCCCACACCACAGCAAGUCCACGAACAGGACAAGCACAAGGCUUACCUCAAACAACAGAUUGAAGAGAAGCGGAAGAAGGAGGCGGAGGAGCGAGAGAGCCAGAGGCUGGAGGAGGCGAAGGAGGAGAAGAGGCUGUUUGAGCAGAGGGAGCGCAUCCAGAGAGAGUAUGAAGAAGAACAGGACAGGAAGAAGCGCAAGGAGAUGGAGCAAAAAGCCAAGAAUGAGCAGCUGAUCCGUCUGGCUGAGGAGCGAAAGAAAGAGGUGGAGAGGAAGAAGAAAGAGGCAGAGGAGAAGGAGAACUCUGCCCUGAGGAAGCAGUAUGAGAAGGAGAGACAAGCACGUCUAGAAGAGGUACCAAGGGAGCCGUCUCCCCCCAUCCCCACCCUCCGGAAGAGGUAUCAGGCUCCCCAGUACACCCCCAGACCUCCGUCCAUGGACAGCCGUCGCUCUACUGCCGUCUCCCUGUCUGAGCAUUCUCUAUCAGGGCUCCAGUCCCCUCCAGUCCCAGCCCGCUGGAACCAGCUGCGAGCUGCCGAAGACCAGCGGGGUGUGAUCAGUGAACUGUCGGUGCUGCGCAGACAGCUGCGUAGCGAGCAGAAACGCCUGGAGGUCCAGCUACUGCAGUCAGAGUGGGAGGAGCUGGGCUCACCUAUGAGUGAUAGGCUCAGGGACAGGCCCCAGGUGGAUGUGUUUGACAUGGCCAGACUGCGGCUGCAGGCCCCUGUCAGGAGACCCUCCUCCAGGAACACAGAGCCCAACUACCUGCAUAGGAUCCAUGACUCGCUACAGCUCCAAUACAGAGAUGUUGAUUCCAGAAAGGAGGAAGGUCAUGGUUACUGUGAGCCCCCUAGGGACCGAGCUGGACAGAGGGUGGACAUCCAGAGACGGGCUGGUUACAGGGUGCAGCAGCGCAGGAUCAACAGCCUGAGAGAACCUGUUGACGAUUGUUUUGACCUGGCACCACCCCAGCAACAAGACCAUUAUUUGAGGAAUGCAGUGGGGGAUCCUAUGAGAGGUUGCCUGUUGGAGUCUGACAGUGCUUUCAUUGAUCCCAUGAGGGAAACCUUUCCAGUGCCCCCCACACCUGAGCAGAAGCCCCAGCUCUCAGCCAGGGAGAGGAGGCGGCUGGCCAAGAGGGCAGACCUGCACAAUGAGCGGGUGUGCGCCAGAGAGCCUGUGGACCAGCCAGAGAACUACUCCCACCAGUCAGAGACCAGUCUCAACACUGAGCAGCAUGGCAGAGGGCAUAACCACCAAAGGACCAAGAGGCUGCCGGCUAUGAGCCGCAGAACAGCAGACCUGUCUAGCGAUGAAGAUGCGUCUCCGCAGGUUUUCCCUCGUGCCCCAGAACCCCGGGGCUCAGUGGAUAUGGUUGCCAUGGAGCCCUGGAUCAGACCAGGCACCUCAGAGACUCUGAAGCGCUUAAUGACCGGUCAGACCCCCCGAGGGGAGAGGCUGACCAGCAGAGAGUCUGCCGUCCAGGACUGGGAAACCCCAUCUACCCAUCAUAGCUAACCUUACACACCCCCCAAACAUUUUUGUGCAGACACUCAGUUGUAUUGCAACUGUUGUCAAACGCUUUGUACAUCAGCUGUACAACCGAGUGUUUAGGGGGCCUACGUUUAUACACUGUCAUCACUUGGCUUGAUGCAUCUACGUCAGUGGUCAUGAAGACACAGUAUCUCCUCAACACAGAAGGCUCAUCUGCUUUAGCUUCUAGAUUGAUGUUGACUAACUUAGCCCUUUGCUUUUGUAUCAUGGUCUACCUCUGAAAAUGCCUCUUGUUAAUUUGCAAUGCAGAAUUAAGCUUCUUGUGAAAAAUGCAUAGAUUGUACCUUCAUGAAAAAUAUGCAGAUUGUCUGAGAAUGGUAGGCAACUCCAUUACUAUAAGGACAGUGUGUGCAGGCAUUUUCUCCAGUCAAGCACUAUUGAAGUCUAUUAGUUAGAUCAGUUAAGCCCGCCUGUUGCCAUCCUCUGAAAGGCGUAUUAGAAAGUGAUCUAGGGUUGCCUUAGCCUGAUGUCCUGAACUGUUCCAAAGACUAAUAUUUAUUCAUUGUAUAAUAAUGGCACUACCUUUAAUGUAACUUGUGUUAAUGGCAUGUUUUAAAAUAUGUGAAAAUGUGACCUCAUUUUCAACCUAAUUAAAUUAUUUUAGAUAAAGUUUUGUUUAAAUUUGCAUUCAGGAAAAUAGGGUCUCUUAUAACAUAGCAUAGUGAUGUACCUGAAUCGUCUGUCAACAAAGUUACUUCUAGUGCAUAUCAGUGCAGAGUUAAACCUUUGUACAUUCUCAUUAGUCAGAGUUGAUCUAACAAAAAUGAAUGUAUAGCUCGUUCUCCAAUGUAACUGACACUCAAGACACUUUAACCCAAACAUUAUCCUCAAAUGUGCAUCUUGAUUUCACAGGUGGCUAAGUGGAGAGCGGCUCAUAAAACACCUGUAAACCAUG